AUGGUGACCUCAGAAGAAGACCAGAUGACCGAGAACUCAUAUGUAUCUGAUUCCGGUGGUUCAGAUGAGGAAAAACCUGAGGUUCAAGACCGUGCGCCUAAACGACGUCGUCUCUCAGAGUCCUCCACCGAUUCAUAUGUUGCUCCAGCGCCGCUCCCCACACUCUCCCGUAUCAAGAAGAAAGACGACACCGAAAAACAAACCGAGUCUACAGAAGAAGACCCUGUGACAAUUCGCGAUGCUCUCGAGAUUGGGUUACGCAGUGAACAAUCCACAUUCGGAGCGUUGAACGUUUCGCCAUGGCUGGUUGGCUCGCUGACCACUAUGGCCAUUCGACGACCCACGGCCAUUCAGAAAGCAUGUAUCCCGGAGAUCCUGAACGGAAGAGAUUGUAUUGGUGGAAGUCGCACUGGUUCCGGAAAAACAAUGGCUUUUGCAGUUCCUAUCUUACAAAAAUGGGCUGAGGAUCCGUUUGGUAUCUUCGCAUUGGUCUUAACGCCGACAAGAGAGCUUGCUCUUCAGAUUUAUGAGCAAUUCAAGGCCGUCUCUGCACCACAGAGCAUGAAGCCGAUUCUCAUUACGGGUGGCACAGAAAUGCGGCCGCAAGCAAUCGCCCUCGCGCAACGACCACAUGUCGUAAUUGCAACACCAGGACGAUUGGCAGAUCAUAUUAGCACAUCUGGCGAAGACACAAUAGCUGGAUUACGCCGAGUUAAGAUGGUCGUGCUCGAUGAAGCUGAUCGGCUGCUUGCAAGUGGACAGGGCAGCAUGCUCCCGGACGUGGAAACCUGUCUCUCCGUUCUACCACCAUCAUCAGAGCGACAGACCCUUCUCUUCACAGCCACUUUGACCGCCGAAGUACGAGCACUGAAGGAUUUGCCUCGCACAGGCAACAAACCCCCCAUUUUUGUCACCGAGAUCGCCACCGAAAACCAAGGCAACAUCCCACCUACUCUUAAGCAGACUUACGUCAAAGUGCCUAUGACACAUCGUGAAGCGUUCUUGCAUGUCCUGCUGUCUACUGAUGAGAAUAUCUCCAAGCCCGUUAUCAUCUUCUGCAACCAUACCAAGACGGCCGAUCUGCUGGAGCGUACGUUGCGCCGGCUAGGUCACCGUGCCACCUCCCUCCACAGUCUUCUCCCUCAGUCUGAGCGUACUUCUAACCUUGCCCGCUUCCGCGCUGGCGCAGCUCGAGUUCUGGUUGCUACAGAUGUUGCCUCGCGUGGUCUUGAUAUCCCAUCCGUUGCACUGGUGAUUAAUUUCGACGUGCCUCGUAACCCAGAUGAUUAUGUCCACCGUGUUGGUCGUACGGCUCGUGCUGGACGGACUGGUGAAGCCGUCACCAUGGUUGGACAGCGUGAUGUUGAGCUUGUGCUUGCAAUUGAGGAGCGCGUGGGUCGGCAGAUGGAUGAAUACGCCGAGGAGGGUGUCAACCUUGAGAGCCGUGUUGUUCGGACAGGAGUGCUGAAAGAAGUAGGCGCUGCGAAGCGCGAGGCUAUUGGUGAAAUUGGCGAGGGCCGUGAUGUACUGGGACGGAAGAGAAACAAGCUUAAGAAAGUCCGCUAA
Penicillium taxi is the source of this 1566-nucleotide messenger RNA. It is a transcript of the gene dbp8, whose product is annotated as ATP-dependent RNA helicase DBP8. Bases 1 to 1566 code for a protein of 521 amino acids. The record is from RefSeq and is a predicted model, not a curated record. NCBI's taxonomy places the organism in Eukaryota, Fungi, Ascomycota, Eurotiomycetes, Eurotiales, Aspergillaceae. Gene Ontology annotation, molecular function: RNA helicase activity; nucleic acid binding; ATP binding. The transcript is spliced from 2 exons.